This is a messenger RNA of Phalacrocorax carbo (great cormorant), 759 nucleotides long. The record is from RefSeq and is a predicted model, not a curated record. Lineage: Eukaryota; Metazoa; Chordata; Aves; Suliformes; Phalacrocoracidae.
AUGUCGGCCAACGUCUGGGUGGGCAGCUGGAGGCCCCACCGCCCACGGGGCCCCAUCGCGGCUCUCUACAGUAGCCCCGGACCCAAGUACGGGCUCCCCACCAACGUCGGCUACCAUCUGCACGACCCCUCCCGCGGCCGUGCUCCCGCUUACAGCUUCGGGGUGCGCACAGGGGGGCGGCAGGAGGACCGCUCCCCGGGACCAGCAUACAUGCUGCCCCCCGGGACCACCGCCAAGGGCAAGGACGGGACCCCCGCUUUCUCCAUCUAUGGCCGCCCCCGUGACCUGCCGCCCAUCCGCACCCCUGGGCCAGGCUGCUACUCCCCGGAGAGGGCCGGCAGGUUGGCCUUCCCCUCCGCGCCCGCCUGCUCCCUCCGCUCGCGCACCAGGCACGGCACCAGCCACCAGACGCCGGGCCCUGCUGCCUAUGGGCUGCCCCCCAUGCUGGGUCCCCGCGUGGUGAGCAAGAGCUCGGCCCCCAACUACUCCAUUCCGGGGCGCAGCAACGUCGGCGCCUUCUACGAGGACCUGUGCAAGACGCCGGGGCCCUGCAGCUACCGCGUGGUGGACGCCGACGUCUACAAGCGGCGGGCGCCGCAGUACAGCAUGCUGGCGCGCAACCCCCUCCCCGGGGACAACACCACCAAGCCGGGACCCGGCGCCUACAGCCCCGAGCAGCAGGGCCGGCAGCAGGGGCUGACCUUCGGGAUCCGGCACUCGGAGUACCUGACUCCCCUCAUCGUGGAUGUGCCCGACUAG